CGGAAGUCGCCGCACAUCCUGGAUGUGCAGCACGUUAAGUGUUCCGAUCAGCGUCUCCAGACUCAACCAGCUCACCGCUGUCCAUCCGCCUCAGCUCUCUGAUAAAACUACUUCUUCUGGUUGUGUCUUGUUUCCUUUUCUGCCAACAAAAUGCCUUUAAAGUUUGAGCUGUGCCCCGGCAGAAUGAUCGGAGGUAACCAUCCAUGUUUCAUCAUUGCUGAAAUUGGACAAAACCACCAGGGAGACAUUGAGAUUGCUAAGAAAAUGAUCAAAAUGGCAAAGGACUGCGGUGCUGAUUGUGCUAAGUUCCAGAAAAGUGAAUUAGAGUACAAAUUUAACAAGCGUGCCUUGGAGCGCCCUUACACCUCCAAACAUUCCUGGGGGAAGACUUACGGUGAACACAAGCGCCAUCUGGAGUUCAGCCACGAGCAGUACAAGGAACUGCAGAAGUACGCAGAAGAGGUCGGGAUCUUCUUCACCGCUUCAGGAAUGGAUGAGAUGGCUGUGGAGUUUCUCCAUGAGCUCAAUGUGCCUUUCUUCAAAGUGGGCUCUGGAGACACCAACAACUUCCCAUAUCUGGAGAAGACGGCCAAGAAAGGACGUCCCAUGGUGGUGUCCAGUGGGAUGCAGUCCAUGGAGACGAUGCGUCGGGUCUACAAGACGGUUAAGGAGCACAACCAGAACUUUGCCAUCCUGCAGUGCACCAGCGCCUACCCUCUGGAAGCUGAAGAUGUCAACCUCAGAGUGAUCGCAGAAUACCAGAAGGAAUUUCCAGAUAUCCCCAUUGGGUAUUCCGGCCACGAGUCUGGAAUCAGUAUUUCAGUGGCGGCCGUAGCUCUCGGAGCAAAGGUCAUCGAGCGUCACAUAACUUUGGACAAGACGUGGAAAGGAAGUGACCACGAAGCCUCACUGGUUCCCUCUGAGCUGACCGAGCUGGUUCGUUCCAUCCGACUGGUGGAGAGAGCUCUGGGCAACGGCAUUAAGCAGAUGUUACCCUGCGAGCGGCCGUGCCAUGACAAGCUGGGUAAGUCAGUGGUGGCCAAAGUGAAGAUCCCCAAAGGAACCACCCUGACUCUGGACAUGUUGACGGUGAAGGUGGCCGAGCCCAUGGGCGUCGCAGCCGAGGACAUCUUCCAGUUGGUCGGCAAGUCCGUGACGGAGGACGUGGAGGAAGACGAUAGCGUCACGCCGGAGGUGGUGGACAGCUAUGGCAAGAAGAUCAAGUGCUGAGAGGAUGGCAGAGAGGUUUAAAAAUGGUACAAAAAGGCACUUCAUUUGAGAGGAAAUGUAAUUUAAUCCUCUGGGGAAAUUUUGGAAGGAGCUCAAGAUGACACAUGCAGGAGUGUUGUGGUAAUUUUGUUUGGUGCAGCUGAGAUUUCUGAUUGCUCACAGGGUUUUGCAAUAAUUUCUUACAUAAUUGGACCAUGUAUUAGUUUAAAUAUUAUCACAGCUGGUGUCCAAACAGAGGACUCCUGUGUUCUGGUAAGUCAUUCACCCCGUUAGCUCUCUCUUGCCAAAGUAUCUUCUUUUAAUUUUCUUAAAGCCACCCUUAAGUAAUACACUAAAUGUUCAGCAAACAGGAUCUAUAAUAAAACUACCAUCAUCUAACAAGUUUCCAGUAGUAGUUUCAGCUCUGUGGUCAGUACUGGGGCGUUCAGAGGUGGCACAAAAGCCAUUUGUCACUGUUAACUAAAGAUAUUUUGCACUGUAAUGUUAGCACGAGCUGUAGAGAUUAAAUGAAUAUUGAACACACGGAGGUGAAGCUGCUCGUUAGAACACGGAGCCUAUAUGCCAACAGUCAGCGUAUUCGUCUCUUACAGGCUCAGCAUGCUGUCAUGAUUGUCAACUGAUGUCAGGAUGCCUCUAGUCUAGUGUGAGUUUGUAUCUGUAUGUCUUCUCUGACAGAAACUACCGGAGCCAGAUGCUGAAAAACUCUUUGGAUGUAAUUGUGAAGAAAGAAAUGUCUGCUUUAGAUUUUUAAAGCCCUGUGUAUGCAUUUUUUUCUUCCAUGUUUCAGUCAUAAACCUGUCUCCUCCUGCCUUUGAUUUGGCAGCAACACCGUCCUGUAAUAAUGAUUUUUGGGAUGAAGGAUGUUAACACACGUCAAUAUGUGGAAGUCUGUUGAGAUCUAUGAUGUUCUGAAAAGAUAAAGCCUCCAAAUAAAAUGUUGUCAAAAUUC
This is a messenger RNA of Thunnus maccoyii (southern bluefin tuna), 2179 nucleotides long. It is a transcript of the gene nansa, whose product is annotated as N-acetylneuraminic acid synthase a. The coding region runs from base 151 to 1230 and encodes 359 amino acids. Gene Ontology annotation, molecular function: N-acylneuraminate-9-phosphate synthase activity. Lineage: Eukaryota; Metazoa; Chordata; Actinopteri; Scombriformes; Scombridae. Gene Ontology annotation, biological process: carbohydrate biosynthetic process. The record is from RefSeq and is a predicted model, not a curated record. The transcript is spliced from 6 exons.